Molecule: messenger RNA, 1937 nt
Organism: Myxocyprinus asiaticus (Chinese sucker)
Lineage: Eukaryota; Metazoa; Chordata; Actinopteri; Cypriniformes; Catostomidae
Product: B-cell receptor CD22-like
Exons: 10
Coding region: 61-1632 (523 amino acids)
Source: RefSeq, a predicted model, not a curated record
GUCUAGCGGAUGUGCUAAAAAACUCUUUUGUCGCUGGUGAUCAGACUAAGUUGAACACGAAUGGCUCCACCUCUUCCUCUGAUGUUUCUGCUCAUGAUUCCAUGGGUUUAUAGUGCUGAUGAUUGGGGUGUGAGUUACACGUCUAAAUACAUCUGUGCACUAAAGGGGUCAUCAGUGAUAAUGUCCUGCACUUAUAAAUACCCUCCUGAAUAUAAGAUCAAGAAAGUGUUCUGGACCAAAUUGAUUGAAAAGGGUGUAGAGCCUCCAGAUCUGUCUGAUGACACUGAAUACAGUCAGAGGAUUCAGUAUCUGGGAGAUAAACGGCAGAACUGCACCAUCAGACUGAAUGAUGUGACACAGAAGGAUUCACACAAGUACUAUUUCAGAUUCAUUACUGAUAAACCCGAUGGAAGAUGGAUUGGUUAUCCUGGAGUGACUCUUGAUAUCACAGAUCUUCAUGUGGAGUCUCCUGAGAGUGUGACAGAGGGAGAUACAGUCAGUCUGACAUGUAAAAGCACCUGUAAUCUGACUGACAGAGCAACAUUCAUCUGGUUGAAAAACACACAGUCAUUAACUGAGAGAAACAAUAAACUCCUCCUGCAGUCAGUCAGAAGAGAGGAUGCAGGCAGAUAUAGCUGUACUGUACACGGACACAAUCUCACAUCACCUCAUGUUUAUCUCAAUGUUAGAUAUCCUCCAGAGGAUCCUGUAAUCUCCAUCAGUCCAUCUGGUGAAAUAAUAGAGGGUGAUUCAGUGACUCUGACCUGCAGCAGUGAUUCAAACCCACCUGCAGACAUCAGCUGGUUUAAAGAGAAAACAUUUCUUACACAUGGGCAAAUCUACAGCAUCACAAGUAUCCGCUCUGAUCACAGUGGAGAAUACAAGUGCAAGUCCAGAAAUGAAGCUGGAGAGAAAUACUCUGAUACUGUCACUUUAAAUGUCAUGUAUGCCCCAAAGACUGUCUCAGUGUCCAUGAGUGGAUCUGGUGAAAUAGUUUUGGGUGAUUCAGUGACUCUGACCUGCAGCAGUGAUUCAAACCCACCUGUUCUGAACUACACCUGGUUUAAGGAGAAUGAAAGCUCAGCUGUUGGAUCUGGACAGAGUUACAGUGCACUACAGAGUGGAUUCUUCUACUGUGUGGCUCAGAAUCAACAUGGAUCUCAGAGAUCAGCUGCUGUAUCAGUGACAGUCCAUCAUAGAUCUGGUUGGCAUGUAGUGUUGGGGAUCACAGUGGGGUGUGGAGGAUUACUCAUCAUCAUCAUCAUCAUCAUCAUCAUUCUGUUUAAAAUGAAAAAGCAUGCAGGUGUUAAAAAUGAGAACCUCUCAGUAAAUCAGGAUCAUAUCUAUUCUGAUGUGAUAGAGAGAGUUUCAGUCCAUGAUGCUCCUCUUUCUGAAAGUGAAACAGCUGAUCACAAUGAUGCUCAGUACUCCAGUAUUACACCGAAGAGACUCAGAGGAAAUCUGACCGCUGGAAAAGAUCCUGAAUCCACUACAGAGAUUGAGUAUGCAACUGUCCAACAUCACAAAAACAAAAAGAUGAAAAGAACAGAAGAACAUGAAUCCCAGAAUGACAGGCGAUCAGAUAUGCUGACUGUUGAAGAGGCCUCAGUGAUCUACAGCAGUGUUAGAUGAUCAAUAAUGAUCCAUGGAGUUUAUUGAUUCUCUGUUGCCGCUUAUAGAAUAUCUGACCACCACUAUCAACAUAUUCAAUAACCCACAUUAAAUCUGAUUUCUUCUCUUUUGUCUUUUAGCAUCAUACUUAUUGCAUGCUGGACUAAUGUAAUAUCUGUAUCUUGUAAUUUGCUUUGUAUGUUUUUUUUUUUUUUUUUUUUUUUAAAGUUUGGUUAUUAAAGUUUGUCUCUGAUUUUGAAUUUCUGUUUGUUUAUUGUAAUCUGAUUUUAAUCUAUAGUACUUUGGUGUACAAUGUUUUUCUAAGU